This is a messenger RNA of Coregonus clupeaformis (lake whitefish), 1565 nucleotides long. RefSeq lists its product as uncharacterized. NCBI's taxonomy places the organism in Eukaryota, Metazoa, Chordata, Actinopteri, Salmoniformes, Salmonidae. Gene Ontology annotation, biological process: regulation of cell differentiation. Bases 174 to 1118 code for a protein of 314 amino acids. The transcript is spliced from 6 exons. Gene Ontology annotation, cellular component: membrane. The record is from RefSeq and is a predicted model, not a curated record.
CUCUUGCGCCUUGUCUCUCAUGGAGGCUAACCUUUAAACAUGAGUGUUGCAGGGAUUCACCGUGGAUUUCUCAGGAAGUAUGGAUGAGAGAAUAGCAAGCAGAGAGUGGACAAACCACUGGCACACUGCUUCCAUCAUCAUCAUCAUCAUCACCAUCGUGACAAAGUGGCUUUAUGUUCAAACAAUGGAAGGAGAGGUACCUCAUAUUGACAGCUGACGGCUGUGUGUUGGUGAGUCGCGAUGCAGUGUCCCCUCCUGACCAGAUGGUGGCAUUGCAGGGGGGCUGUGAGGCCAUCGUGGAGGGCAGGGAGAUCCUGGACCUGCCCAAGCUGCCCACUGGAGGACGCAGGGACUGCUGCUUUGCUCUGAUCCUGCCUCAGGAGAAGUUCCUGCUGCUACUGGCUGACAACGCAGAGGACUGCAGUCAAUGGGUCAACAUGCUGAGGAAAGUGCGAGAGAGUGUAUCGUCACCAAUGUCCUCCUGUAGACGCCAUAAUGCUUCGACCCGAUGUAUCACUGACAGAGACCCGCUUCCAGACCCCAUCUCUGACAAAGAUCCCCCAACUCCACCGCUCAGUGAUAUGGAGGUCUUCUCUCCUGGGCCAAGAUACCCUAGGCCAAGAUCUCCUGAGCCAAGAUCUUCUGGGCCAAGAUCUCCUGGGCCAACAUCACCUGGGCCAAGAUCUCCUGGGCCAAGAUCUCCUGGGUCAAUCUCUGCUGGGCCAAAUUCUCCUGGGCCAACCACAGGCAGCACCCCACAAAAGGAAAAAGGCCAGAAAUCUCCCCACAUGAAGAGAGACAAAGGGACUAGUCGUUCAGUGGGCUGUCUGCGCCAUGGCACCAGCCAUGAUGCCCAGGCAGUGAGGGCUGUGUAUCUGCUGAUGGGAGGGGCCGCUGCUUCCUCUGCCAUGGGUUACCUGGGUGCAUGCUCUCCUGCUAAUCCUGACGUAAGGCCUCCUGACCUGCCGCCCACCACAGACUUCUCUAACCUGGGCUCAGCAGGGGCGUACCACUCCUGCAAUCAGACUGUUGUUGACUCUCCUCACUUCCACAGCUUUGACUUUGAGGGGGCAGACUCUGACUUUGAUGCCUUUGACUGUGGGGGAUUUUCAUUCUAGGGGGGAAAUUAUGAUUUAUCUACCAUAAAGACUUUCAAUCCUCCUGUCCAUCCUUAAUGAAAAUACAAGGGCAAUAAUGGCCUCUUAUUGUUGCCACCUUUUGUAAGUGAUAUGGACUGAUGCAAAACAUUGCUAUAUUAUCUUAUCUUUGAUAUCAUUUAUUUGGUUUCAACCUGUCUGCUGUCAUUCUCUGGCUAUGGAGAGAGCGUGAAUUUCUUGAUACUGUUUUUAAUUAUGUAAUGUAAUGUAAGCAUACCUAGUCUUUAUAACUAUUUGCCCCACACCUAUCUCCUUAACUUUUGCUCUGCCAUGUGUUAGCUAAGUUCAUUGUUUUUUUUGUUUCCUUAUUUAUAAGUUGCUUAAUUAAAUGCCAUAGAAAAUGUUUGGUGUUUUCUUGUCUCUUUCAUUCCCAUAGCGAGCAAUAUGCAUCCUUGUGUAGCCUAGCAC